UCAGGGAAUUAAAAAUUUCAUCAUAAUUACAUCGACGCAUUAUGGAGGACGAGGCACAAGCGCAAACCCCAAUUGAAAACGUAAGGUGGCGUCGUGUGUUGGCGUGGUUUCGUGAAAACCUUCUUUUGGUGUUUACUAUAGCAGGCGUAAUACUUGGAGUCUUCUUUGGGUUAGUAUUACGAUUGGCCAAUCCCAGUGAGGAGGCAGUCUUAUUAAUUGGUUUCCCUGGAGACGUGUUUCUCAGACUCCUGAAGAUGUUGAUUCUUCCACUGAUUGUUUCAAGUCUGAUCACAGGAUUGACGGGACUUGAUGCCAAGUCUAGUGGCAAACUCGGUUUCCGUACGUUACUUUACUACUUCUGUACAACGAUGAUAGCUGUUCUGAUCGGUAUCAUACUAGUGUUAACGAUUCGACCCGGUAAAUCUACAUCAGCAAAAGAGGAACUUGGUGGAAAAGGCGUCUCCUCAGAUGUCACUACCUUGGAUGCAAUAUUGGAUCUAUUAAGAAACCUGUUUCCUUCAAACUUAUUGCAGGCCUGUUUUGAACAAACACAAACAUAUUACGAAAAGGAAGAUGUUUAUAAAACUGUUAAAGUAAAUAGUACCUUAGCACCAUUGACCGCUAUCAGUUACAACGCCACCAUGGGUGAGAAUGUCACGAGCUUGGUUGCAGGAGGUUAUACUGAGACUUCAAUGGAGGUGUUCAAUGGUACGAUUUCUGUACGAAAAGUAGGAUACAAAGGUGGCAUGAAUGUGCUUGGUUUAAUAGCAUAUUGUAUUUGCUUUGGAAUUCUGUUGAGCCAGAUGGGACCACAGGCAGAAACAAUGGUUAAUUUCUUCAGUAUUUUGAAUGAUAUCACCAUGAAGAUGGUGUUUCUUGUCAUGUGGUAUUCUCCAAUCGGUAUUCUUUCCCUCAUCUGUGCCAAGAUAUUGGCCAUGGACGAUCUAGGUCUUGUGUUCUCACAGCUCGGCCUCUACAUGAUAACAGUCCUCCUUGGCCUCUUGAUCCACACUGGCGUCCUCAUGACCAUAUAUUUUGUGUUCACAAGGAAAAACCCGCUGCGAUUCUUUCAAGGCAUGCUCCAAGCUUGGGUCACUGCUCUUGCAACCUCUUCAAGUGCCGCAACCCUGCCAAUCACCAUGAAGUGUCUUGAGGAGAACCUUGGCGUUGACUCGCGCAUCACUCGCUUCGUGUUGCCAGUGGGAGCAACGGUUAAUAUGGAUGGUACUGCGUUAUACGAAGCUGUAGCCGCCAUCUUUAUUGCUCAGAUGAAUGGAAUCCCAUUGAAUAUGGGCAAAGUGAUAACUAUUAGCUUGACUGCUACCCUGGCAUCAAUAGGGGCUGCAAGUGUACCUAGCGCCGGUCUCAUCACCCUCUUGCUCGUCCUGGCUGCUGUAGGAGUACCUGCAGAAGAUGUUGGCCUCAUUUUCCUUGUCGAUUGGUUCCUUGAUCGCUGUCGUACAUCCAUCAAUGUAUUAGGAGACUCCUUCGGUGCUGCUAUUGUUGAUCAUCUUGCGAAAAAGGAAUUGAUUGAGGCCGAACAUCACAAGAUGGAAGAAGGAGAUUCAAAUGAGUUGGACGGCUUAACCAAACCUAGCGCAACUGACGGGAUGGAUGCAGUGAGAUCUGAUAACGGGAACACCGACACCACACUUUAAAGACCAAAACCCAAAUGAAAGAUGUGUUGAAGAAGCAGUAAAAUCUCAAACCACAGUAAUCUUCAUCGUGAGAAUAAUAACCUUUUAGGUUAAUAUAUGUCUGUAGUAUGAACAGAAGAGAGCAGGUUUCAUUGUGGUAAUAUUCAGGAAAAUAUCUACAUAUAUAUUGCAAAUAAACAAUACAGUUACAUACUGUAAAACAUAAUACUAUUCAAUGAUGGUGUAACAUAUACCCAUAAAUCGUUAUUCAGUAUAAAUGUAAAUCGAUUAUGAUUGUCCUUAAUAAAUCAACAAUGCUAAUACCAAGAAAAAAAGCGAUUUGCACAUGAUUCUGAAAACCAGGCCGGGUAGACAAUUUUUAAGAGUCUGAGAAUUUAAUAUUUUUCAGAUUGGUAGUAAACUAAGGUUCCUCCUUUUCACCAUCCCAACAAAAACUACACAGUUAGUAUGUGCUAUGAAAUCCAAUUGUAGUUUAUACUUUUAUAUGGUAAAUAUUGUAACUUUUAACAAACUUUGAACUUAUUUGUCUUGAAAAAAAUCUUAUUAAAAGACUUGUUAAGACUUAUUUGUCUUACGUAGAUGUACUCAUUUACGUCAGUUAAUUUUCUGCCAUUUAAUUUUCCUUUCAGAAGGAAAAUAAAGAUUACUUGUUUGUUGAUAUUAAUUAACCUUUUUAAAAGUGUUUCAUUUCUUUAAAAUUAUAGAAGAUUUGAACAUUUAUUUUGUAAUUGGCCACAAAUCAACCUGUCCAAUUUAUCUCUACUUUGAAUAAGUAUGUAUAAAACGUGUUUAGUAAUAUUUGGUGCUCGUAUGUUCUCUAUUAAGGCUUUAUAUAUAUAUAUAUAUACAGUGACUGUACCAUUAAAACACAAAGUACAGCUGAUGAACAGGGUAAAAUAUUGAACAGAAGGUAGAUCCUUUUAGUCUUUUUACAUCAUUUGUAAAUUCAUGUAUUCAACAAUUAUUCAAUUCAAUUUUUUUAGUUAUUUCCAAUACAUAUAUACUAUAUGCAAAUUUGAAUGUUAACAUUGUGGAAAGAACAAACAUAUUCAUAUAUAUUGCUAUUGUAUGAUAUGGGUUGUAACUUUUUUUUUUCAAAUUUAAAUCUUGAAUGUUUAUACUUUAUCUCACAUAUUCAAGAGAUUUGUAGCAGUAAAUGUUUAUAUAGCACAAAUAUGUUUCUUUGUUUUUUUUUAGAUGGGUUUAUUUCCCACAAUUAGUGAUUGGUCAAUGUAUUAUUAUGUUUACUGAAAAUAAUGACUAUAUUCAAGUAAAAAAUUUUGUAUUAGAAUUUAUGAUAUUACUAUUCCCUACUUGGGUGAGUUAUAUAUGUUUCAUUUAGCAGAG
Molecule: messenger RNA, 3005 nt
Organism: Anneissia japonica
Lineage: Eukaryota; Metazoa; Echinodermata; Crinoidea; Comatulida; Comatulidae
Product: excitatory amino acid transporter 2-like
Exons: 11
Coding region: 42-1658 (538 amino acids)
Biological process (GO): L-glutamate transmembrane transport
Cellular component (GO): plasma membrane
Molecular function (GO): glutamate:sodium symporter activity; L-glutamate transmembrane transporter activity; neutral L-amino acid transmembrane transporter activity
Source: RefSeq, a predicted model, not a curated record